Molecule: messenger RNA, 4746 nt
Organism: Danio rerio (zebrafish)
Lineage: Eukaryota; Metazoa; Chordata; Actinopteri; Cypriniformes; Danionidae
Source: RefSeq, a predicted model, not a curated record
AUAAAGUCACAUUUCUGAGUUAUAAACUCAGAAUUUCAAGUCAUAAAGUCAGAAUUUCAAAUUAUAAAGUCAGAUUUCUGAGUUUAUAACUCUGAAUUUUUACUUAAUAGCUCAGAAUUCUGAGUUGUAUUACCUGAAAUUCUGACUUUAUAGCUAACUUGGAAUUGCGACUUUAUAACUUUCUGACUAUAAGCUGGAAUUCUGACUAGGUAACUUGGAAGUGCGACUUUAUAACUUUCUGACUAAGCUGGAAUUCUGACUAGCUAACUUGGAAUUGCGACUUUAUAACUUUCUGACUAUAAGCUGGAAUUCUGACUAGGUAACUUGGAAGUGCGACUUUAUAGCUAACUCGGAACUGCGACUUUAUAACUUGCAAUUCUGCCUUUAUAGCUUGGAAUUUUGAGUUUAUAACUAGCUCAAAAUUGCGACUUUAUUACUCAGAAUUCUAACAUUAUAGCUAACUUGGAAUUCUGACUUCAUAACUGCGAAUUGCAACUAAAACUCAGAAUUAUGACUUUAUAACCUCAAAUUCCGACUUUAUAGCCAACUCGGAAUUGUGACUUUAUAACUUAUUCUGACUUUAUAACUUGGAAUUGCGACUUAAAUUCAGAAUUCUGACUUUAUCCCUUGUUAUUCUGAAUUUGCUCAGAAUUGCGACUUUAUAACUCGGAAUUCUGACUUCGUACCUCAUUUUUCUAACUAUAACUCAAAAUUCGAACUUUUUUUUAGUAUUUUUUUUUUUUGUCAGUCAGUGGUGGAACGGGCUUCCAUAGACCAUUCUAUCAUGCAAUGCAGUGUGAAUUCUUUUUACAGAACAUUGUUUUAAUGUCCUAAGCUGAAGAACCUUUUGAAUUUUUUUUUUCUGGAUAAGCUACAAGUGUUCUGGGAAAUCAAGACUGGGCAAAAUUGUCUCAUAAAUGUGGAAUCAAAGAGUAGGCCUAUAAGCCAAAAGAUUGAGGACUAAAUGCUUUUGAUACAACACAAGAACCAUGCUUAUUCUCAUUCCUUCUGAAAGCUACCGAGCAAACAGAACGUCUACAUGUGGUUCCCAUUUUUUUUUUUUGGGAACCAAUCUAGAAAUUCUGGUGAUGUUCUCAGAAGAACAUACAUGGACCAUGUUUUUGUAUUAUUUAUUUAAUCACAUUGCUGGAGAGAUUUUUUGUACCAACCUAUAUAGAACAUAAAACAGACAGAUUGAUGCACUCCUAGAGAGAACAUUCUUUACGUAAAAGAAAACAUCACUGACAAACUAGAAAACAACCUACCAAAAAGUAACUCAAAGUCAGUGGCUUUGUGGAAUGUACAGUAGUAUUUAUUUAUUUUUUGCUUUUCAUAGUGUUUUAUUUUUAGCCACAUUAAUGUAUAGCACUUUAUCUUUUUGUUGUCAAACUUGUACAUUAACGGAAAUAUGACACGUCUCUUAAUUGUAAAUGUCACAUACAGAGGAAAAAUAAUAAUAAUAACAGGAAAAUCAACCAAAAAUGUGGGUUUGCAUGAAUGGGUUUACAUGAAUUAUAGCUAUUACACAAUAGAGAAAAAUCUAUUUGACAAGGGUUUGUGUGUCCUUGAAAAGGUUGUCAAUGUAUAAAUAAAACGGCACUUUUCUCAUUUUAAGUAAGUUUAAAAGAGGUAACGAGUCAAAUUCAGCAAGAAAAAUAUGAAAAAAAAACAAAGGAGAUUUCUAGAAAGCUGAUUAUAAAUAAAACAUUUUGCAUUCAGUACAAAAAGUUAAGAAUGCAUUCAAGAGACAACAACAAAUUAGGAUUUUCAUAAUAAAACAAUAACAUGUCUGAGGACAAAAGUGUGACAAAUUUGUAAACUUAAAAACAUAGGAACUUACAAACACAAACAAAAAAACAAACAAAUGGGGAGCUGUUUCUUCAACAUGUCCACAAAAAGAUAGAACACAAACAAGCCAAACUUAACGCCAUUAAAACAAACAACUUAAGUUCUCUGUUUUAAAAGUAGUCGGCUUUCUACUUUAAUUUUAAGUCACGUUAAACGCCAUCUACAAAGACAGCCCACAAGCUUUUGAGACACAGCCACACACAGAAUCUCAGUACAGUACAUAGGAAAUGACUCAUAGAGGAGUUGAACCCAACGCGUGGGUGUGGGCGCUAUUAAAACAAGACUGAAAGUUUGGGGUGGGUCAUUCACACGCGCUGCUUUUGCUAUGCUAGAAACCCAGUUGUGGAUUUUAAUCUCUUGAAAUCGCUGCGGGGAUUUCAGUCCAUAGAAAACUCAAUGGAUUCCAGUGCUACGUUGCGGUGUCUCUACUGGAUUUCACUAGUGUUCGCCACGCUUAUAAAUGGAAUAAACGCAGAUAAAAGUUCAGCUCUCUGUGCGAAAUCUGAAUUCUGGAACAAUGAUGCAGCUGUGUGUGUGCCUUGUUAUGAGUGCAAACAGUACCCAAAAAUUCCAUCAUGCGACACAUGCCCACCCAUAGAGCCUUCGGAUUCCUGGAGGGUGGCAGCAAUUACCAGUUUAUCUGUCCUGGCAGCCGUAAUUGUUUUUGGAGCCUUACUCAUAGGCGUUCUAGUACAUCAGUGCAGGUCCAGGAGGACCUUACGGGAUCCAAUUGAAGAGACAACGGGACCUCUUUAUGCAGUAUAGGUUCUUGAAACAUUUUUUUGUUUUUGUAUGCUUUGAAAGGGAUUUCUUCGGUUCAUGUGCGAUCUCCUAAAUGUUUGCAGCUCAUGGACCUCAAGGUGACAGCAUAUGGAAAUGGACUGUUACUCCAGUGAAUUAAUGCUCCAGUCGGGGAAGCAUUGGCUGGUACCUCAACCACAGAGUAUUCUAUGAGUAGCAUCUAAAUUGUUUAAUUUAUUUCAUGUUAUGCAUAGCGAAUAGUUAUGCACAAAAGCUGCACUGAGACCUUGUCAUUCACUGUGCAGAAUGAGUUCGCAAACCUUAGGUGCUAAGUGACACAACUGACAGCACGACAGCAUUUUUUACAUUCCUUUUUUUUUUUUUUUGGAACACUUAAGAUGCUUCGACGGGUGUUUUGCAGAAUUUAGUUUGAGGCCAUUCCUGUUGCAGUUAUAGUGCAUUUCCACUUGAUUAACUCCAAUUUGUUUAAGAUAGUACUAUUUUCCUUCUUUUUUUUUUUUUUUUACACCAAUAUGCCUCCUAAACAGAUUUAGCAUGGCACAUAGCCAUUUGAAUGUAUUUGUAUACUUCAUUUGUACAGUUUAGUUAUAUAUUUUUAUAGUGUUGAAAUACUACGCACUGUAGAUGUAGCCCUGUGUACAACGAUGUUCUGACACUGACCGGCUCAGCAGCCCGUCUAUGGCAUUGAUGAAGACUCUGGAGACAGAGGGAAACUGCAAAGACAAAGCAGCCGAUGAAACAGAAGAAUCGACAACUGACAAUUCAGAUUCUCUCUAUCAAAAAACAAAUAGCCGCAGGUGUCAGAAUCUUAAUUUUCCUGCCUUUAUGCACAUACGAGAUUAGAUAGUGAUAUUUACAUACUUGUAUCUACAUUUAAUCUCCCAUGUCUAAUCGUCUUAGUAAAAUGUUACAAAAGGAUAGAGUCAUCCAUUUCAGGUGUGUAGCUAGCAGUGGGCAUUAGGAAAUGUAUGUAUUUUUAUACAGGAGAUAAGAGUAAUUUUUAUAAAGCGUAUAAGACAUUAAAUGUUUGGAUGAAAUCAAACAAGAACAGGUGAAUCUCUAAAACCUACCAAGAUCAUGUCAGGGGUUUCAUUUCACCCUAGAUCAGGGAUGUCCAAACUCGGAGGGCCGGUGUCCUGCUGAGUUUAGCAGCUAGCUCUCUGCAACUCGCACAUGGUUGCCCACUAAAGCUAAGCAGGGCUGUGCCUGGUCAGUACCUGGAUGGAAGACCACAUGGGAAAGCUAGGAAGCUGCCGCAAGUGGUGUUGGUGAGGCCAGCAGGGGGCGCCCAACCUGUGGUCUGUGUGGGUCCUAAUGCCCCAGUAUAGUGAUGGGGACGCUAUACUGCUCAGUGAGCGCCGUCUAUCGGAUGAGACGUUAAACCAAGGUCCUGACUCUCUGUGGUCAUUAAAAAUCCCAGGAUAUCCUUCGAAAGAGAGUAGGGGUUUAACCCUGGCAUCCUGGCCAAAUCUGCCCACUGGCCUCUGUCCAUCAUUGCCUACUAAUCAUCCCCAUAUCAUAAUUGGCUUCAUCUCUCUGUCUCCUUUCCACCAAUCAGCUGGUGUGUGUGGUCUGGCACAAAAUGGCUGCCGUUGCGUCAUCCAGGUGGAUGCUGCACACUGGUGGUGGAUGAGGAGAUUCCCCCUAUUUGUAAAGCGCUUUGAGUGCCCAGAAAAGCGCAAUAUAAAUGUAAGGAAUUAUUAUUAACUUGCUUCAACACACCUGCCAGGAAGUUUCUAGUAUGUCUAGUAAGAGGUUGAUUAGCUGCUUUAGGUGUGUUAGAUUAGGGUUGGAGCUAAACUCUCCAGGACCAAGUUUGGACACCCCUGCCAUAGAUAUAAAAAGUGUUUUCUUUGCAUUACAAGUCCUUAAAAAAAUUAAAAAAGGGUAUUUUCCGCUCCACUUCCCUAGGAAGACUCAAUGUACCUCAUUGCAAUCACUGCCAUGUUUGUUAUAAAUCCAGAAACAAAGAAACUAGGGCAGAAUCUUGGUGAACAUAAACCUGUGAAGCAUGUUUAGCGCUGUCACAGUCUAGAGGUAAGCUGUUUGUGUAUAUGUGCCUUUACUCAUUCACAAUUACUCCACAGACUGCAGAGGAAACUAUGUAUUUUAAUGCAAUAAAGACAACUAAUACAA